Messenger RNA from Periconia digitata, 2654 nucleotides. NCBI's taxonomy places the organism in Eukaryota, Fungi, Ascomycota, Dothideomycetes, Pleosporales, Periconiaceae. The record is from the annotation of a GenBank genome assembly.
CUUCUACGGUGGGGUACCAGACCCUACAUAAGAUGCGUCUGAGGACGAGCGGCGCUACAUUGACCCGCCACCAAAGUAACUCAUUCACAUUCGUCCCAUAUUUACCCAUGAAGAGAACACGCCGCCGUACCUUCAUCUCUAGCGUAUCGGUUAGGAAAAAACACGAAACAAGUUCUUCGAGUGAGGAGGAUCAGCACUCACCUGACUUCCGUGUAACCCGCUCGAUUUAUCAAAGGAUUUCUCGACGGUUUCGACGACGACGACGACCAUCACAAUCGUCGGGACCCGAUUCAAUCUCACCCUCUUUUGAUGACACUGCCUCUGUGAGCGACGCCAUAAGCGGUGAUGAAGCUGCCUCACUCAGGAACCAUGUCUCGCGCUCCAUGUUUGAUGCUCGGGAGGAAGAAGAGAUAGUGCCCCGCCAACUUCUACCAUACCUGCCUUAUGUGGAAAAAACAGUCGACACAAACAGUCGGCCUCCGUUUUGGUCGACUAAAGUUUUUGAUCCCGUAAAGACUGUCAAAAACUGGCUCCAAACAUGUGAUCGGCAGCAUCGCGGUCAUGCAGGCUGUUCUUUCGAGUCACAGACGCUGGAUGGCCCGUGGAGUGGUCCUCUGUUAUUGAUCGACGUUGUGAACAAUUGCUUGGUGCCUACGCCUACAGAUGCUACAUCCUACAGAUAUGUUGCGCUUAGCUAUACAUGGGGGAAUAGCCAUGCUUUGUCGACGUGUACCACUACUCACAAUUUUUCGUCGUUUAGAGAGCCAGGCGGACUUAUAGCAGCUGAAGAGACGCUUCCCAGCACCGUGAGGGAUACUGUUGAGUUUGUCCGAAAAAUCGGGGAGCGAUACCUAUGGGUUGAUCGAUUCUGUAUUGUCCAGGAUAUGAUUGUGGGAAAACAGAGCCAGCUUGACGCCAUGGGUAAAAUAUAUGCUAGAUCAUACCUCACUAUCAUCGCUGCACAAAGUGAAGACACAUUCGGUCCGCUAUACAAUCCGAAUCCUAUUGAUAGAGCCUUGACCCACUCUAGUCCACUGCCACUGCUGAGCGGUGCGCAGACUUUGGUGGGUGAAGCGCACUCGCUCAUGUGGUCGACUUGGUAUUCCCGUGCAUGGACGUUCCAAGAAUAUCUCUUCUCAAAGCGCAAAAUAGUCUUCCACAACGACACAGUCAACUGGGAAUGUGGGAUAUCGGCAUGGCAUGAGACCCAGGAAGUUUCAACGACUACUAUACCAGCACUAAGAUCCGAGCACAAUCAUAUUCGCUCGGCCUCCAAAAAUCACCUAAACGACAACUCCACUGGUUUCGAUUUUCCGCCGUGGCCUGAUAUGAAUAGAUAUGCACGUUUAGUUGCGCUCUUCAACGAUCGUAAUCUCACUUUUCCAGAAGACGUUAUGGAUGCGUUUGCAGGCGUUCUUUCGCACCUCAGCCACGUUUUUCCAGGAGGUUUCAUCACCGGGUUGCCCGUCAUGUGUUUUGAUGCUGCUCUUCUCUGGCAGCCGUUCAGUCCCGUGCGGCGUCGCCAAUCAUUAAGACGCCCCAUUCCCGAAUCCACGCUUCCAUCAUGGUCAUGGGCCGGCUGGGCUGGAAAUCUGAACUCACAGGCUUGGAGAAGCGCUGCAAAUUAUCAAUUUGAGGGGGAUCGCACGUAUUCGGUGGACCAGUGUUCUUGGAAAACCACGAGCACCGUCGAAUGGAGUUACUCAUUGACUCUAGAGUCUCCCAAAAAGCCCAUCAAGCCCAGUAUCCAGUAUCUCGACCGUCCCGCCAAUCCGGAAACCCUGAUUAUGAACAAGGCAUGGUCGUGGGUCCAGGAACCCAAAGGCGACUACGUGUUUUAUCAUUCGAAUUUUCCCAUGCAGCCUUUUCGAUAUCCAGUGCCCAUACGUGAUCAGCAUAAAGCGCACAUACCUCCGAUUAAUGCUCGAUACUUGCAUGGUACGACUGUGCGCGCUUCUCUACGUCUGGGAUCUUUAUAUUGGAACGACACAUCGAAAUGCAUGGUCCUCGAACUUCGCACCACAGAAGACAAAUGGGCCGGGAUGCUGCGUUUGAAUGUCAGUAAGUACCACGCCGACAGAAUAUAUGAUAGCGAAGAAGAACGGGAGUUCCCAAGCGUAUAUGAUCGCGAACACAAUAUGUCCUCAAGUAGCGGCGGUAAAAACGAGAGCGGCUUUUACAGCAAAGUCAGUGACUAUGAGAACAAAGGCUAUAGCAUCACAAAUAAAUACGGGAGUGAUGUUAGCGAAGAAGAAAUCGAGUAUAACAGCGGAGAUCGCAGAGAACGCGAUGUAGUCUCGAGCAGCGGCGGUAAAGAUGAGAGCGGUUCCUACAACGGGGGCAGUGAAUAUGGAAGCGAACGCUAUAGCAUCACAGGUCCCUGCGGAAGUGAUGUCGAACGAUACAACCGAUCAGAAACUGUUCAGCUGGUCGAAAUAUCCGCUGGUUCGGUGCGUGAUCAAGACAUUGAAGAACAAAGCUUUGAUGAGUGGCAACAAGAGGGAUGCCCGAGACGCGACGGAAUCUACGAAUUUGUCAACGUUCUUUGGGUGGAUUGGAAAGAAGGAGUAGCAUAUCGAAAAGUGCUUGGGAGAGUUGAGAAGGGGGUUUGGGACAGUCUUGAGAAGGAAACCAUCGAAUUGACUCUUGGAUAG